Messenger RNA from Aureobasidium vineae, 2490 nucleotides. Lineage: Eukaryota; Fungi; Ascomycota; Dothideomycetes; Dothideales; Saccotheciaceae. The record is from the annotation of a GenBank genome assembly.
AUGCCUGCUUCAGCCUCUCUGAAGCUUGCCGUGCUUGGCCUCAUCCCUCUGGCACUUGGUCAGGGAGGCCUAGUCAUCAAUCCAAAGAAUGUUGGUCAACAAGUCGGCGAUCAUGCCUCAUCCGUUCCUAUUGAUCUCUCGAGCAUGGUCAAUAACCGUGCCUUUGCCAUGUCACCUGGCGAUGCCGAUUUUGAUGGCAUACACUCAGGCUACCCUGCUCAGUACCUGCCAGACAGCAAUUUUACCUACGCAGGCAUCAACUACAUGUUUCCUGAGUACAAAGAAUCAGGUGAUGACAAUGUGCUUGCCCAAGGCCAGGUCAUCACCCCUCCUCAGGGACGCUACUCCAGUAUCUCCAUGCUCGUAGCUGCCGAGUCUGCCACCCUUUCUGGUCAUGGCNCGUAUCCCUAUGGUGGUGAUAUCGUGUUUCCCUACUACCUGACUAACAGCAGUGUCGACUACAAUCGCUCCAUGAUCUAUCAAUCUGUCAACUGGCUCGACUCCACGAAACAAGUCUCUAGUGUCACCCUUCCAAAUGUCACUUCUGGGGCUGCAACUGGACCUGGUGGUGCUGCACAGAAUACUCGAUUGCAUGUUUUUGCAGUCUCACUCGUCUCAGCAACUGGUUCGGGCAUUAGCCUUGAAAUUCAGCAAGCGCGAUCAACACAACUUUGGAUGGAAGGCACCAACAAGACUCAAAUAUUCGAAGCUGUUGUUGUGAAUACAGGAGACCAGUGGGUUUUGGCAAACAACAGCGUCAAGGUCACUGUCGAUGCUUCAGGCGUAAAAACUGUGCAGCCAGGGAUCAUCAACAGGCUCCGUCCUGGAGACAGAGCUAUCGUGCGCGUUGGAGUUGUCAACACCAAUGGGACUCAGCCUGGUACUACAGGCGAGGCCACUCUGCGCGUUGCGGGCGCUGGGGUACAGGCGAGCUCUAUAUUUAAUGCAACCUUCGGCAUUGGAGCCUACGAAGCCACAUAUGAGAGCAUCUAUGCUCACGAGAGUCCUGCCUGGUACACUGGCGGAAAGUAUGGUAUCUUCAUCCAUUGGGGAGUUUACGCUGUUCCCGGCUGGGGCAACUCUGGCAAAAAGGAGUGGUAUUGGUGGUACAUGAACCAAGGCAUUGACAGCUCAAAUUCUGCUGGAUUUUACGAAUACAACCUCGAAACUUACGGACCAGACCAUGCAUACGACGAUUUCAUCCAAAACUUCACCACAGAGUACUACGAUCCCAAAGAAUGGGUUGACCUCUUCGCCGAUGCAGGUGCUCAGUACUUUGUCCAAGUUUCGAAGCACCACGAAGGCUAUGCUCUCUUCGACAUCCCUGCCAACAUCACCAAGCGAACGAGUGUAGCCCAGAUGCCACAUAAAAAUCUGCUUCAGAUGCUUUUUGACGCUGCGGAUCAGUACCAGCCGCACCUGCACAAGGCCACCUACUUCUCACUGCCUGAGUGGUUCCAUCCUGACUACAAAAAGUAUGGAUUUGGCGAUUCCAAGGGUGCUGCUUGGCCAGGUGGGCUGGCGCUUAACCCCUACACCAACGAAACACUCCCUUACACAGGCUAUGUGCCAGUGGAUGACUUUGUCUCGGACCUCAUUCUUCCCGAAAUGCAGAUCCUGGCACAAAUGGGCACAGAAAUCAUGUGGGUGAGUAGACUUUUGGUAUCCGACCCAUACCCAAUCAGCCUUUCUGACAUCCAUCACAGUNGCGAUAUUGGAGGCCCCAACCUCACAGCCGAGUUCUCGGCCGAGUAUUUCAACAAUAUGGCCGCUCAAGGCAAGCAAGUCUUGAUCAACAACCGUUGUGGUCUCCCAGGCGACUUCGACACACCUGAAUAUGCUCGCUACGAAGCCGUCCAGAUGCGAAAGUGGGAGAGCAAUCUAGGCAUGGAUCCCUUCUCAUACGGCUACAACAGAGCAACCCCCAUUUCCGCAUACAUCAAGCCAGCAGACAUUGUUACCUCUCUAAUCGACAUUACAAGCAAAAACGGCAAUUUCCUCUUGGAUAUUGGACCCCAAGCCAACGGCACAAUCGUCGACAUCGAGAAGCAGAACCUCAGAGAUGCGGGUAAAUGGAUCAAGUCUCAUGGCGAGGCUAUCUUUAACACCACUUAUUGGUUCAUUACCNCUGAGGAAGGAGAUACUGUUCGCUUUACGCAGACGCCUGAUGCUUUUUACAUCUUGACUUUGUAUCCACCUAACGCUACGCUGGUGCUGGAUAGCCCUGUUCCGUAUGUUAGUGGCGAUCGAGUCACUGUUGUGGGUGGCAAUAUGAGUGGCAGUGUUGUCCCUUCGAGGCUGUUGAGUAAUGGAAGUCUGGAAUUGACUAUCAGUGAUGCUGUCAUGGCUAGCGAUGAGUACAGCUGGGUGUUCAAGAUUCCAUUCGGAGGCGUCGCUGCAGGCAAUGCGACGUACACUGGAAGUGCUCCUCCAGCUCAGCAAACGACCAAUGAUGCUGGAAGGUGGUCACCGGAUUGGAAGAAGUUGAUU